AUGAAGGCGCAAUUCGGGCCUGGAAUAGGUUGGGGGAUGGAGGAUCAGGUUCUAGCAGGGGAGCUAGGCAGGCUCGAACAGGAGCUGCGCUCAGUGUCCAAGGCCUUGGCGCAAACCAACAAUGCUCAGCAACGUAUAGAACUAUCCAAACUGUUGAAAAGAUUAAAACAGCAGUGCCAAGAUGCGAUGCGGGAACAGCAGAAGCAGACACCAAUCAGCUCUGAUAGGCAUCAAGAGGCUCUCUUCGCUGGGGAGGCAGGCCUCAUAGAAGAGGAAAUGCGUAGACAAUACGCCUUACUCGACACUACAGACGACGCCCGAGCGAGAGCUGACAUUAACGCGAGGAUGGCGGUAUUGAAGGCCGAAUUCUUGAAGUCCAUCGGCGAAAUACGCAAAAUAUCUCCUACACGACCAAGUGCACCAUCGAGCUCACAAGUUGGACUUAAUGAGAAGGAUGCCCUAGAAGCUUUACUACGGGCUGUAGCAGCUGGGAAUACCCAGGACGUUCGAGAUAUCCUCAAUGACAAGCACACGAGCGUUGAGGUAGACUCCCGGGAUGCUUCCGGAUGGACUGCACUACAUUAUGCUAGUCUUAUUGGCUGGACCGAGGUUACCAAUUGUCUCAUUGGAAUGAAAGCUGAUGUGAAUGCAGUUAAUGACUUAGGAGGGAGCCCCCUGCACUUAGCAGUAGAGAUGGAAAACCGCGAUAUGGUGAUUAUUAUACCCAAGACUAGUUCCGUGGCCUUCUGGUCUAUUGCAGAGUACGGACCAAUGCUGGGGUCCGGUGCCGCUGCGGACGUCUAUCGUGGUAUUUGGAGAGAGGCAGAUGUCGCUAUAAAGGAAAUCACCUGGGCUAAGGCGAGAGAGACCGAGGACAAAGUGGCUGAGUUCAAGCAGGAACUCGAGAUAGUCAUCAACCUUAGGCACCCCAACUUAGUGCUGUUCAUGGGCGCUUUCACCAAGUCCAGACCGCUUCGCCUGGUCACUGAACUCUGUGACGGUGGGCCUCUCAGUUCUGUACUUUACGCUAGGAAAGACCUCGAUCUAACCUGGCAACAGAGACAUAAAAUUUGCUCUGAUACUGCCAAGGGCAUCUUCUAUCUCCAUACCAACAACCCUCUUAUCAUCCAUCGAGACCUCAAGUCACAGAACCUCCUUCUGGCCCAUCCUCUCACUACUACAACGUCAGUACCUAUCGUGAAGAUAGCCGACUUCGGCAUAGCAUUCAUGAAGCACCGCGAGUCGGACCUCAUUGGGAGUUCAUCCAGCUCUCCAGGCACGUGGGCAUGGAUGGCACCAGAGAUAUUAUCAGAGGACGAAUCAUGCGACCACCAAGUUGAUAUUUAUUCAUUCGCUAUAUGCAUGUAUGAGAUCAUUACUCGGACUCGGCCCUAUUGCUCCCAGCCGCACCUCACGCCUAUUGCUAUCGCUAUCAACGUCUCCACAGGUAUGAGGCCCGACAUAAACCUGGUGCCCGAAGGCUGCCCCCCGCUCCUGCGUGAAUUGAUGGUUGACUGUUGGCACGGGGACCCAUCUGGUCGACCUACCGCCAAGACCGUUUGUCAGAGGCUGAGAGACAUAGUUCAGGAUCUCGUGAAUCGUGUCGGGGAUAUAGUGCGGCAGACGGGGUGCAAGCUAGUGUGGACCACCUAUUGGCGCGGUUUCGAGGAGUAA
Messenger RNA from Perkinsus marinus ATCC 50983, 1674 nucleotides. RefSeq names its product serine/threonine-protein kinase-transforming protein Rmil, putative. Gene Ontology annotation, molecular function: ATP binding; protein binding; protein kinase activity. The transcript has 15 exons. The record is from RefSeq and is a predicted model, not a curated record. Gene Ontology annotation, biological process: protein phosphorylation. Bases 1 to 1674 code for a protein of 557 amino acids. NCBI's taxonomy places the organism in Eukaryota, Perkinsozoa, Perkinsida, Perkinsidae.